This is a messenger RNA of Nestor notabilis (Kea), 1551 nucleotides long. RefSeq lists its product as uncharacterized. The transcript is spliced from 14 exons. The annotation marks the transcript as partial. The record is from RefSeq and is a predicted model, not a curated record. NCBI's taxonomy places the organism in Eukaryota, Metazoa, Chordata, Aves, Psittaciformes, Psittacidae.
AUGAGGCCAUCAAAAAAAGAGGAAGAGCAGAGCAUAAUCCUGAUCAGUGACGAUGAAGCUGAGAGCACGCUGGGGAACUCGGUUCUGUUGGUAGACCCUCUGGGUAAGUGCCGUGCUCUUGUUGAGGAGAAUUCUGAGGAAGUUGUGGAUGAGGAAUGUGAACUAGUGGUUACUUUCUGUAAACAAGCUAAUGUGAUGCCUCAUGCAAGAUACGACUGUACAAUACACCCGUUUGAGCGAAUGGAAUGUGAUACAUGCUCACCCCUUGGGAAAAAUGCUGAUAUUUGUGACCAAUGCUACUGCUAUAUUUGUGAUAAGCUAGCUUCUGAGUGUGAGAACUGGACAACCCCUUCCCUCUGCCACUGCAAUGCACAUAACAAGAGCAAGUUCUGGAAGGACCAGCGUGACUUUGCCUUGGCUGGCAUCCUUGUAAUGUUCAAUUUGGAGCUCACAGAUAUAGACGCAGACCUUCGGCACGGUGGAGAUCUUCUACUAAAAUUUAUCCAGGAACUUUCUGUGGAAUAUAAUAAGUAUUCUGGAGUUUUUGCACUGGUAACAAGAUUUUUAAAUCAGGCAGAAAAAGAGAAUCCUAAAGCUACUGCUGUCAUGUUUCUGGGAGCAGCUAAGGAGAUAGCACAUCAUAAAGACCCUGCUUUAAGCUGGCAGAACCUUGGUCACACUGGCUCAUUAAAGAUUGCUGUCCCUUCUCUGCUGCAAAGGAUCACAACCCAUCUUCAGAGGAUGCUGGUGUUGUGUGACUUCCCCAAGUCUUUGUAUGAAAAGUUUGUUCAUUUCUUUCAGUCCAUCUCACUUCCAUGUCACUGCUUUGGCUUCUCAAAUAGCUUGAAUGUUAUGCCAUGGGAUCAUGUGUUACUGACCACUGUCUUAAAAGGCCAGAACAUCACUGGUCAAAGAACACUGAAAGGAAGAAGAGUGUUUCUCUGGGAACCACUCCCUGUUAUAGAGGCUCGAGUGGAGAAAUUGGUAGACAAGAAGAACUAUAAAGAAGUUGUUCGCUACCUGAGGGCCGUGAAGUGCAAUGAAACCAAAGGGUUAAGACACCUCCGGGAUAAAAUCCCAUUCUAUCUGUGUAAAUCUGGAGACUUCCUAGAUGCUGCACAUUCCCUGCUGUUCCCUGUCAAAAGCCUCGCCUGUUGCACUGCCUGCCGCAUCACACCUUUUGAGUAUGAGGUCUAUCUGAAGAUGUUCAGAACAGGCAGUGUCCCUGCUGGAAAGGAUAUGCUGGACUCUGGGCUCUGGAUUACAGUUGGCAAGUGUCCUCCCUUGAAAGAUGACAUUCUGAUUAAGCAGGCACUGAAACUCCUUUACAGCAACAUGUCACUCUACAGGAAUCCUAAAUGCUGGAGUACCCUCAUCAUGAUCUUGGGCAGCAGCAAUUUGCUGGAAAAAAGUGGGCACCUACAUCCCAUGGCCCUGAAAGAGCCUCCACUUGACUUCCAAAAGGGGGUCCUUGCUGCCAGUUGUGGCCUUUUGGAGGAACUGAAGGCAAAAAUUAAUGUUUCUUUACCACCCUCUAUUUUCUCUCCUCAU